AUGCAACGUUGGCUUAAUAGGGUAGCUGUGGUCACUGGAGCCAGUUCGGGUAUAGGUGCUGCUGUAAUCAAGGAUCUGGUGAAGAAUGGAGUACGGGUAGUUGGCCUGGCAAGGCGUUAUGAGCGAGUCGAGGAUAUAAAGAAGAACUUGGCGCCAGAUGUGCGUAACAAUUUGACGGCCAUAAAAUGUGAUGUUUGCAGUACGAAAUCGGUUAAUAAAGCCUUUGAUCAAAUCAUUGAUGAAUUGGGAGGAGUGGACAUCUUGGUAAAUAAUGCCGGACUCUAUCAACCAGGUCAGCUGUCAACUAUGGAUAUAAUAAGUGCUCAAAAAGUCUUACAAACCAAUGUCAUGGGUGUGGUCAAUUGUACGCAGAGAGCAUUCAAGUCUAUGAAAGAACGCAAUGCGGAUGGCCAUGUAAUAUUGGUGAACAGUUUGACCGGUCAUUAUAUUCCUGGCUUCAAUGGUGUAGAAGCUCCAAAUCUAAAUAUGUAUGCCCCAUCCAAGUUUGCCUUAAGGGCAAUGAGAGAUAUUUAUAGGCAAGAGUUUAUAGGACUUGGUACUAAGAUAAAAAUAACUAGUGUCAGUCCUGGUUUGGUAGAUACGGAAAUGGUGCCUGACUUUGUAAAGGCGAAUGUCGGUCCUGCAAUACUCAAGCCUGAAGACAUUUCAUCCAGUAUAAUGUAUGCCAUUGCUACACCACCACAUGUUCAAGUACAUGAAAUGAUAGUACGACCUGUGGGCGAGGUACUUUAA
Stomoxys calcitrans (stable fly) is the source of this 753-nucleotide messenger RNA. Its product is annotated as farnesol dehydrogenase-like. NCBI's taxonomy places the organism in Eukaryota, Metazoa, Arthropoda, Insecta, Diptera, Muscidae. The transcript has 2 exons. The record is from RefSeq and is a predicted model, not a curated record. The coding region runs from base 1 to 753 and encodes 250 amino acids.